Pseudogymnoascus verrucosus is the source of this 4147-nucleotide messenger RNA. RefSeq lists its product as uncharacterized. The record is from RefSeq and is a predicted model, not a curated record. The transcript has 7 exons. Gene Ontology annotation, molecular function: hydrolase activity, acting on ester bonds; protein binding. The coding region runs from base 163 to 4029 and encodes 1288 amino acids. NCBI's taxonomy places the organism in Eukaryota, Fungi, Ascomycota, Leotiomycetes, Thelebolales, Thelebolaceae.
CCAACAUCUUGUCCGACGCUAUUCUUUAGUUGUUGUCGCCAUUCUCGGUACUAUAUCCUUUACUUAGAGAAAUUCAACUAAGUAGCUCUUCAACGUCACAUAAACAUACAAUCUUGAGAUCCUGCGUGUCUCACCAAUCUUAGAGCCCUUAUCUUGGUCAAGAUGCCUUUCGGUUGGAUAAAGCCCCGCUUUACGACAAAGUCAAGAGAAUCUUCAAAACACUAUAAAGCCUCCAGACCUGUUGCUUCUGAAUGCGUUGCCUCUGGAUCUGUUGAUUCCGGAUCUGCUGCAGACAAGAAUGGAUUUGGCUUGCACAUAUUGUAUGAUUCUACAAAAGCAAACGAACAACCUCUGCCAAGUCACCUUAGCCCAGAUACUGAUAUAUGCUAUGAGGAAGUUGACAUCAUUGCAAUUCAUGGACUUGGAGGGAGGCCUUUCGACACUUGGACGCAUCCAAAAACAAAGAAUAUGUGGCUUCGCGAUCUCCUUCCUUUGACAAUGACGAAUAGUCGCAUUAUGACGUAUGGAUAUGAUGCUGAAGUGUAUAAGAAUAAAGGCACCUUGCGCAUCCUCGACAAUGCAGAAAACCUUUUGUUUUCAAUUUUAAAUACCCGGAAGACUGACCAAAAUCGCAGCCGCGCGAUUGUCUUCGUUGGCCAUAGCAUGGGUGGGAUUGUUGUAAAGAAGGCUCUAGUAAUGGCUAGUGAGGAACAGCGGUACAAAAAUAUCGUUGAAUCAACACGAGGUGUUAUGUUCAUGGGAACACCUCAUGACGGAGCAGAUGCCGCCAAACUAGCUCUGACUAUAGCUAACAUAGCAAAUUCCGUGACAAGUAUCAAUACAGUCAAUCUGGAGCUUUUACGGCGUGAUUCGGAACCUCUUACCGAAAUUGCGAGGUCGUUUGGGUUCCUUGCACAACGCCUGAAGAUUGUGACUAUCGUCGAAUCGAAUACCACGCGGAUACCGUACAUGAGGACUCAAAUCAUGAUUGUGCCUCAACCUUCCGCCAGGUUGAAUCUCGGAGACCGAGAAAUCGUCUUUAGUAUUAUGGACGCAGACCACCAUCUUGUCUGCAAAUUCACGGGUGGAGAUAGCCUCGAGUACCGGAAGGUUAGGAAUGCUAUUGAACUUCUAGCUACUUCACGUGAUGCCUCACAGGACCGCCUUCCACGUCUCCAGAUUCCCUUUUCACCUGAUCCCGAAUUCGUUGGCCGCGAACCUGUGCUUCGGGAGCUACAUCAGAAGGUGUCUCUGUCAAAUAUUCAUAGCCGCCAUGCUUUGUACGGCCUAGGGGGCGUUGGAAAGUCCAGCAUUGCAAUCGAGUACGCAGUUCAACUCAACAGGCUCCAGCCGUCGACAUGGAUCUUCUGGGUACAUGGAGCGAACUCCAGACGAUUCAAACAGUCCUAUCGAGAGAUCGCCAAUAGCUUGGAAUUGCCAGGGCGCGACAACCCACAAGUCAACGUAGUCGAACUUGUUGUCCAGUGGCUUAGGAACGAAAAGAAUGGUAAAUGGGUAAUGAUUCUUGACAAUGCCGACAAUGAACACCUUUAUUUUCCGAAGACCGAGUGCAGUCCUCAAGAACGGGAGGGAAUGGAGCCAUCCGAAGCCUUGUCGGCGUAUUUGCCUCAGAGUCGACAUGGCUGUAUUCUUGUGACUUCACGGGAUAGAUUGACGGCAAUGGAGAUGGUUUUUAAUCGAAGCAGAAACAUCACAAUGAUAGAGCCUAUGGACGAGGAAACAGCACAAAGUCUAGUCAAGAAAAGGCUUUCUGCAGAACAAAUGGACGGGGCCAACCUAACUACAUUCAUUGAAAUGUUGGGGCACAUACCACUAGCAAUCACCCAAGCAUGCGCGUACCUCGAGCACUCGGCAUUCGAUGAGUCGACGCCCAUGACAAUUGCAGAAUAUGAAGCACUUUUUCUUGAGACGAAGAGUACCCAGCUAUAUCUUCUGAAGACGGAUAGAAGCGACGCGCGACGAGACACCGAGCUACCAAGUUCAGUUGUCACGACAUGGCAAAUCUCGUUUGAACAGAUCAAAAGAGAAGAUCCAUUAGCCGCUGAUAUACUUUCUCUCAUAGGUGUUCUGGAUCGCCAAGGCAUUCCAAAGUCCCUUCUCAGCCUCGACGACAAUUCUGCAAAGACCAGGGAAGCACUGUCACGACUCCUGGCUUUUUGCCUCAUUAAAGCCGAAAAGGGAAAUAAGACGUUCGAGAUGCAUCAUCUCGUGCAGCUCUCUUUACGUGCAUGGCUGGAUGACCGUUCGGAAACAACGAAAUGGAUCUGCAAAGGAAUUGAAAUCCUAUAUGAAGCCUUUCCUAAGGAUGCUUUUUUCACCCCCACCAAUUGGCUCGAAUGUUCCCAAUAUCUUCCUCAUACCCACGCACUUUUACUGUCAAAUAUUUUGACUACGAAAAUUGAAGAGAGUGAUAUCGACAUGAAGACAAAAGCGGUGUUCCAUACAACGAGGCUCCUCAAUUAUGUAGGAAAUUAUUUGGACACACAGGGCCUUUUCGAAGACGCCCUGUGCCAGCAUCGUCGUGCCUACGAAAUCAUGGCAAAGUUCUGUGGUCCCGAACAUAAAGACACACUUAUGCACUAUAGCAAUGUGGCACAGACCCUCUCGGAGCAAGGCAAACCAGCCGAAGCUGAGGCCAUUGAGCGCGAAAUCCUACGAACUCUUUCGAAUACACUUCCAGAUGCCCAGGAUGACGGAUUGCACAGUCUCUCUGUGCUAGUUCAUGCGAAUUUAGCCCGGUCGCUUCAUCGCCAGGGAAAGUAUGCCGAAGCUUAUUCUAUCGACGAAUACGUGCUGAAAGAGAGGAGGGUGAAGCCAGGCACUGAGAAUAGAGACCUCUGGAUUAGUAUGAACGCAGUUGCGCAAAGCCUCGCAACAGCUGGUCAGCUGGAAGAGGCAGAAGCAGUUAGCCGUGACGUUGUGGCAAAGCAGACAGCGGGUCUCGGUCCAGGAAACACGUUUACCUUCGAAAGCCGGAGGGGCCUAGCAAGUAUCCUAGUAUUACGAGAAGACUUUAAGGAAGCAGAAGUCGAGAUCAGGAACCUAAUCGAUAUGGAAGGGAACGUACUUCCAGAAGGUCAUCCGGAGAGGAUGAGAUCAGCGAAGAUUCUGGCGGGCAUUCUGUGCAAGAAAAUGCAAUUUUCAGACGCGGAGGACGUCCUCCGUGAUGCACAGCGUUGUGGCGCGGGAUUCUCAUCAGAACCAACUCUGUUGAUGGCCAACCUUGAGGCUGAGCUAGCUGGAACACUUCUACAACAAGAAAGAUACGACGAAGCAAUAAAGUUGUACAGAGCAAGCCUUUCCGUUCGAGACAAACUUCUACCAACGCGGGAUCUAACAACCUACAAUCUAACGGCGAACCUAGCCACGGCUCUCGGCCUUGCGGGAAGGAUCACAGAACAGCAGGAUAUGCUGUGGGAAACGCUGCAGGCGCUCACACAGCUCUCGGACCUCAACAUGAGACCCGUACUUGAUGCUCUAGUUACCCUCGCCAGCUCCUUUGGCGUUAUUAUAGACCCGAAAAACGUUCCAGAUGCCUGCACGAGGAUCUUAAAAUCACAACCAAGUCAGAUAUCCGAUAACUGGGAAGUUUUCAAACCACGCGUGGCAUCCCUCAGUUGCGUUUUGUUGGGUCUACGAAUGAAGACCGAAGGGCUUGAGCUAAGUGUCCGCUUCCGCAAACGACCUGACCUGUCCACCAUUCAACCUAUCAUGGCACUCAUUGAAAUCUACAAGGCGAGCGGUCGUUUCCGAGAUGUGGUGCCGCUAGUGCAGGAACUUGUAGAAGACUUCACUCAGCUCCUUGGUCCUCAGCAUCCCCUUACGACUAUGCACGUUAGCCUACUCUCCGUGAUGAGGGAUAGCGAUUCUGAGGAAGCCGAGAAACUUGCUAAAUCUGCUGCCAGCUUAUCAGAGGAGCUUGGGAAUACGGAAUUAAGUGGUAAUAUCUCUCAGGACUUGGAUAAUGUUCCGGCUCUACUAGGAAAGCAGGAGGAGACGCAGAAGUAGUAGCAGCAGCCGUCGUUUUACCAUUAUUAUAGCAGCAGCAGUAGCUGUAACAGCUGCUCGUGCUAGCAUGUAGUGUUUCCCGCUAACUGAGACCCUAUAUUCCAAACUUACAUUAUGG